Porites lobata is the source of this 4738-nucleotide messenger RNA. NCBI's taxonomy places the organism in Eukaryota, Metazoa, Cnidaria, Anthozoa, Scleractinia, Poritidae. The record is from the annotation of a GenBank genome assembly.
CAAGAUAACUGCAGAAACAUAAAAUUUUUUGGCCACAUUGAGGGUCAAGCUCUUGUUGAUCACGUGAUCUCCUCUCUGCUGGUGACAAGUGGUGACAUCUGUCAAAUUCGAUGUUAUUUUGUCCACGAUUGCGUAUCUUUUAACCUGGGGAUAAGUCAGACUGGUGAUCUUUAUAUUUGCGAGUUAAACAAUUCUACGGAUCAAGCAUUUUUACAGAAAAGGGAAAAGUACACAUAUCAUGAGACCCAGGUUAGUGUUAAAAAAUUUCAGCUGUCGUAUAUGUAGUAGAUUGAUUUUUCUUCCUAUUUCUCACCCGAUGCAUUAAUUUACCAGAAACAAAAAUUUUCAAACUCAGAGCAAAGACGUUUGAAAAAAUUCGAAUAUUUUGUUCUAAUCCCUCAACUUCAUCAGAGAUGUAACAGAAAAGUUGUUAUGAAUGAAUCCCCAAGAGAUGAUGUAAAUGGACGAUAGGUCCAGUCUCCCUCGUCCCUAAUAAGAGAGGGUUUUCUUUGUUUGAUGGCCUUAUGGCAAUGGCCUCUUAGCGCGGAGCUUGAUGCAAUUGAUUGGGUGAUUUUUGUCAUUUUAAACUUCAGUAUUGUAUGGGUUGAUGCAGAAACUCUUAUGAGUUUCUGGUUGAUGUUAUGACCCCGUUGCCCGUCAGCGCUCGAAAAUUGAUUAGUUUUUCUUUGUUGCGAGUACAAAGGGAUCUGGUGAUCUCACCAAUGUAGUUGUCAGGGCAUUGUUCGCUUUUAUUAACUACUUCAACUCCUUGUUAUUAUUUUGUACCUACUUUUAUUAUUCGCUCUCUUACGUUAUUCACCAUAUAAGCUCGAAAAGAACGCACAAAGGUUUUCACAGUGUUCUAUAGUUAAACUGUGUAUUGCACUGUUCUGCUUAUCGAAGGAGGAUGAAAAUCUGCAAAUCUAUGUAUUUUUCCUCUCAUUAUCCUUUUUAUGCAUGGAAGAUUGGGCCUUUAGUCAGUGCCCCAAGCUAGAACAGGCCUUAUUCAAAUUCAAGACGCUUAUUAAUUUGACGUUUUGUUAUUUGUUCAGGAUAUCACGUGAUCUUUAGUAUUUGGACCCGCCACCCCAGGGGAAGCUGGUGUUGUUUUUAGGGACCCUUUCCACACUACAUAAAGAUGGCACCCUCGUCCUUAGGGCUUUUCCCUCAGAUAAUGGGUUAAGGCCGGGGGACGAGGUUGAAAGGAUGGCUUCUCAUUUGCAAUCCCCCCCCCCCCCCUCCAACACUAACAGAAAAGAAUAAUAGGAUUUAAAUGCCCCAGUGCAGUUGGUCUGACAAUGUAAAGUUCAUCCUUACAAAAUAUUUCAGUUUAAUCUCAGAUUCUCGUGCCAAAAAUUUGUCGCGUCAGGGCUCCCAGAUAAGUGAUGUCUUGUAGAGCUCUUCACCCAAGUCAUUUGGGGGAGUCGCGAGAAAUCACGCGCGAGAAGCCCGCGAAACGAGACGCGAGUACGUUCUCUCGCAGCUCGCUUCUCUCCCAUAAAUGAAGUGUUUGCUAGUAAGCGAGAUGGGACCAUGUCAGGGUCCUCCCUGUCCUUGUACAGUGCAUUGACUUGUAUUCAAUACUUUGCUUGACUUUAGAACAGCUGUAGCUCACGCCCCUGUUUAAAUAAUGGCAAGUGUCAGCAUGGAUUUACUGCCAAAACAUUUCGAUGUUUAUGUCCAGCUGGUUUUGAGGGAGAGCUUUGCGAAAAAGGUUAGUAUAAAUUUGUUUUGUUAUUUCAAAGAUUUCUAGAAAAAAAACCCUGCAAAAUCAUAACAAGAAAAUGUACUAACUGACAUAGAUACAAGGGUCUCUCCGUUUUUGGGAUAUUAGUAUACCACCCAACCAGUAUCUGAAGUGUUAUGUGUUACGACGUGGGUUUCCUAUCAUCAUAACGUCUUAUAAUUCACAUGGGGAAUAGCUUGAGUGCGAAUUCGAAAAGCGUUUGUAUUAUAGUAAAACGACUGUUUUUUUGGAAGAUGGACAUACUUGAGUACAUCGUAUUUUCCAUCAGCAUUUCCAAAAAAAUAAUAAUAAUAAUGAUUCCGAACCCGUUUACAUACCAUUUUUGACGGAAUAGGUACCAUUAAAUAAUAAUACCCCUUUAAAUUUUUAAAAUACUGUAUCGUCCUUCAAGCUGUACGCUUCCUGCUUAUCUCAUUCCAUAACUGAGCGCGGAAGAUAAAUCUUUAUCAACGGGGGCUGUUCAUUUACACAAACGCGGACAAACCACAUCCUGUUGGAAACAAUUUAAUUUGACGUUUUGCUCAAAUGAACUGAAGAGACAAAAACAAUAGAAGGUAUACAGCAGCGAACCAUUCGACUUUCAAACAGGGGUUUGCAUUGGCACUGCUGCUGCUGUUAGUUCAGACAGUUAUAUUGAACAUCUUGCAUCAAAUGUAACAUGAACAGAACAACAAUACGAUAUGAGAAGUUUAAAAAAUGAAAUGAAAAGCAAACGCCAUAGUCUGAACUACUAAAUAGAAUAGGUUUACCGUCACUUGUGAAUCAACACCUCGCGAAAAUAGUCUCUAUAGUCUUCAAUUUCAUCAACAACACAUGCGCACCAAAGAGCAUUAAACAGGGGCAGCCAACGAGGAUAUGGUUCAAAACCACUUAAACAUAGCAUUGUUAAAGGUAUUUUAGUAUUUAAACGUAGAUAUAGUCAUAUUUUUAUCCCCUAAAAAUUUUUCAUCUGUUCGGAUUUCCUAGCUGAAAGUCUAGUGAUCCGAAAAUAAUAGGGAUCAAAACUUACUUUUUCGAAAAUUUCAGCCAGAAAAAAGGCUCCCGAAAAUUCUAGGUGACCUUUUUAGGGUAAAAAUCCGUUAAAAAUAGGCAAUUAUACCAUUUUUUACAUGUUCGAAAAUCCUAGGAGAGGCAGGCAAGCAAGAAAUUUUACAACAAAUGUUUCGAAAAUUCUAGAUCUCAAAUCGCCUUCCGAACAGAUAUUCUUCCGAAAAUUGUCGUUGGGUGUCCCUGAUUAAAGAUGUGAUCGAACCCAGAAACGGUAAAUACGAUCUUAAGUCAAAUGGCAUUUUAAAGGGGACAAUGGCCAACACUUCACUUGACUUGACUUAGGUUCUUCUUGGAUACAUGUUUUAAUAACGAUACAUGUUAUAUCUACGCCUUCUUUUUAGAUAUAGACGAGUGCACCGCUGGAACCCAUAACUGUUCAGAAAAUGCCUGGUGCAGCAACACCGUAGGCUCAUUCAAUUGCACUUGUUGUGGCGGCUUUGUUGGAGAUGGAGUGAACUGCACAGGUAGCAAGGAGAAUAUUUACUUUAAAUGAAUUUUAACGCUCUCCCUGACCUUAACUGACACCUUAAUAUUAAUCUUUGGACUGUGGGUAUUUUCCAGAAAUAUACCGGGCUGAAUACUCCAAGGAGUGCGGUAUGAGAUAUUUUGUACAAAACGUUUUCCUGAUUCCAGGAAUUCGUGAGUUGUCUCAACAGUUGGGAAUUUCGAGUGUUCGUAUUAGCUACACGCAAACGGAUGGAACAACUCCCAGCUUUGUUGGGAGUUGUUGCGUUCGUGUUGGUAGUGGUAUGCAAACGGAUGCAACAAUUCCCAACAAUGUUGGGAGCUACAGUGCAUCGUGGGAGGGAUAAAAGCCAUAAGACUUUAGAGAGCAUGUGUAAUGCACGUACGUGGCACCAAAAAUGUUGGGAGAGCUGUGCAAACGGAUCCAACAUUAUUGCGCUACGCUUCGGCGAUCACGGAACAGACGAAAUGUUGGGAGUUGUUGGCUCAAAAAGUUUGACAAGGUUCAAAUUUUGCGCAACAACUCGCAACAACAAACAAAAACAUGCAACAGGCCGGUGUGCAAACGGACGGAACAACAAUGUUGGGAGUUGUUGGCUAACAAUGUUACGUCGGUUUGCACGGGGCUUUUAAGUAAAAUACCGGGUACUUGGUUAAGGUACUAGGUUACACGUUCUAAAACAUACUUGUACAAAUAGAGACUUUCGAUGAUGAUCAACUAGUCUACGAAUACAGCCGUCUUCUCAAACCCGGCUGGGCGGGUUACGCUACCUGAAAACGUUUAGAAGGCAAAAUUUGACCCCAGCUGAGAGGGUCAACCGGUCUGGCAGACCACCUGUCGUGUAAACGUGAUCAUAUUAAAAUAAGAGACGGAUUUUAUGGACCGGCAGGUAUUACUUCACCUAAGCGGGUUAUCUUGCCUACCCAGGGUUCCCCUCGUCCAUGUAAACACGCCCUAACCCGAACCUCAAGCUGUAAUCGUUUUACUUAUUUUCAGCAUACUGCGGUAUUCUGUUUGAGUUCGAAAACGGAUUGUCAUGCUGGACAUUGACUGGCAAUGCAUUCGACAAUCAGCCAACAUACGGCGAUAAUUCAUUAGAGAGAGGCAGAGGACCUGCCAACCACAAAGGGAAUUGGUGGAUUGGCGGCUACGAGAAUCGGCCCAGUCCCUCUCAUCAGGCUGGUGCAACCCAAGGCGAUGUUCCCCAAGGCACGAUGACGUCAAACUGUUUUUGGAUUAAUGGAAAUUCUCUUCGGUUCCUUAUUGGAGGAAGUUGUUACAUAAACGAGAUUCGUGCUGAGCUUAUUGUUGACGGAAAUGUGGUUUUUCGGGAAACUGGGGAUUGUAGUGAAUCCAUGAGAGAGAAAAGCUGGAAUGUAUCUGGGUUUGUUGGUAGAAUAGCUCAGUUGCGUUUGGUUGACAAUUCCUCAACCCACUAUGGUCACAUUAAUUUUGAUCAUUUAAUUUGCCAGUGA